UCAUAACCGGAAGUGAUUCGUUGGCGGUUCCGGUUUCAGAAGCGUAAAGAUGUCUCUGUCCUCAUUUAAUUUUGUCGACGCUAAAGAGAAAUUUUCGGCUGCAAGCACACAAGCACUAGCUGGUAAAACCUGCAAACCCCUAAUCGCCGUGUUUAACCAACUCCCCGGCAAUGAGACGGAAAAGAAGACCACACUGGAUCAGGCUUUGAGGAGUGUUCUUGGUGACCAGAUUCUUGAGCAGAAAUCAUGCUGUGAUGACUAUCUGUCUCUAAUCUACCAGAGCAUCAAUGCUGUUACUGAGGGUAUCUGUUCUGCUACGACUCCUUUUGUCCUGCUGGGAGACGUUCUGGAUUGCCUUCCCCUUGACUUGUGUGACAAAAUAUUCUCUUUUGUUGAAGAAAAUGUCUCUACCUGGAAAUCGAGCUCUUUUUACACAGCAGGAAAGAACUAUUUGUUGAGAAUGUGUAACGAUCUUUUAAGGAGGCUGUCGAAAUCCCAGAAUACAGUAUUCUGUGGGAGAAUCCAGCUUUUCCUGGCACGUCUCUUUCCUCUGUCUGAAAAAUCCGGUCUCAAUCUACAAAGCCAGUUUAAUCUGGACAACAUAACCGUGUUCAAUAAAAAUGAACAAGAAAGCACUCUUGGUCAGAAGCACGCUGAUGAAAAGGAAGACGGCAUGGAAGUGGAGGAAGGAGAAAUGGGGGAGGAUGACGCCCCGGCACCGUGUUCUAUUCCGAUUGACUACAACCUGUACAGAAAGUUCUGGACAUUGCAGGACUACUUUAGAAAUCCGUUGCAGUGCUAUGAAAAAAUCUCAUGGAUUACUUUUGUUAAGUACUCCGAUGAGACUCUUGCUGUGUUCAAAAGCUACAAACUGGAUGACAUGCAGGCGUCAAAGAGGAAGUUGGAGGAGCUGCGAGCGUCUGAUGGUGAACAGGUUUACUUUGCCAAGUUUCUCACGAGCGAAAAGCUGAUGGACUUGCAGCUCAGCGACAGCAACUUCCGGAGACACAUACUGGUGCAGUACCUGAUCCUGUUCCAGUACUUGAAGGGUCAGGUCAAAUUCAAAAGCUCAAGCUGUGCUCUGAAUGAUGACCAGACUACAUGGAUUGAGGAGACGACUAAGCUGGUGUUUCAGCUCCUCAGAGAAACUCCCCCUGAUGGAGAUAAGUUUGCCACCAUGGUUGAGCACAUGCUCAGCACGGAGGAAAACUGGAAUGCCUGGAAAAAUGAGGGAUGUCCGAGCUUUGUGAAAGAAAGAACGGUAGACGAAAAACCUAAAAGGCCCACCAGGAAGAGACAAGCUCCAGAGGACUUCCUUGGAAAAGGGCCGGACCGAAAGAUUUUCAUGGGAAAUGACGAGCUAACCCGAUUGUGGAACCUGAACCAUGACAACAUGGAGGCGUGCAAGUCAGACAGCAGAGAGUUUAUGCCGUCACUGGAUGAGUUUUUUGCUGAAGCCAUCGAACAGGCUGACCCAGCUAACAUGGUGGAGGAGGAGUACAAGGUUGUGCGAAACCCGAACUACGGCUGGCGGGCCUUGAGGCUGCUGUCCAGGAGGAGUCCACACUUCUUUCAGCCGACUAACCAGAAGUUCAAGAGCCUCGCAGACUACUUGGACACUAUGGUUUGCAAACUGGCUAAAGAACUGCCGAAGGAUCUCCCUUCAGAGGAAAUUAAAACAGGCGAAGAGGAUGACGACGAUAAUGGAGACAAUCUUCUAAAAGAAAGCAACGACAGUCCCAGCAUUCAGAGCAAACUUGUAACGAACCAGCAGAUGGACGACAUUGCGGCUAAACUGGGUGCCCAGUGGAAGACGCUGGCCUCUCAUUUGGAGAUGAAGGCAGCAGAGUUGCGUGAAAUCGAGACGGACAGUGAAGAUGUUGAGAUGCAGGCCAAACUCCUGCUGGUUUCAUGGCAGGACCGAGAGGGCACACAAGCUACUGUGGAGAAUUUGGUCUCCGCUCUAAAUGCAGCUGGUUUUUCUCAGAUCGCAGACGGCCUCAGUGAGGCUUAAGCUCUACCUUUCUUACCUUCUUGCAACAUUCUUUGUCAUACAAAAACCUAUUUACAUUUUUUGUAUGGAAGUACAUGUUAAGCCAUUUUUCCACUGUAGAAACCCAAUAAAUGUUUUUUUUUCCUA
Molecule: messenger RNA, 2140 nt
Organism: Nothobranchius furzeri (turquoise killifish)
Lineage: Eukaryota; Metazoa; Chordata; Actinopteri; Cyprinodontiformes; Nothobranchiidae
Gene: thoc1
Product: THO complex 1
Biological process (GO): mRNA export from nucleus; signal transduction; regulation of DNA-templated transcription elongation
Cellular component (GO): THO complex part of transcription export complex
Molecular function (GO): protein binding
Source: RefSeq, a predicted model, not a curated record